AUGCAGAAAUCUGUAUUAUUUGUUCUCUGUACUAUCUGUGUGUCGGCAAUCGUGGAAGCAGAUCCAUCACCAUGUGGCUAUGGAGGAUGCGGUGGUGGAAACAAAAAUAUUGGGAAUGGAAUAGGGAACACCAACAUAGUACAUAUGGGCGGUGCCGGCGGUGGAGCUUUCAGACGCGGUUUUGAUGGACGUUUCUGGGGUGGUAAUCAUGGUGGUAGCAGUGGUGGUAAUCUACAUAGUGUGAACGGUGCUAGCGGCGGUGGUAACGGUGGUGAUAAUAGUGGUGGUAGUAGUCGCAAUUAUGGCAGUAGUAAUGGUGGUGGUAAUAGGGGUUAUUUCACUGAUAAUUAUGGUGGUUUCGGCGGUGGUUUUAAUCACGGUUUCGGCCGUGGUUCCGAUGGAGGUUUUUGGGGCGGUAAUGGUGGUGAUCGCAGUGUAGCUAAUAUCAAUGGUAUGAGCGGUGGUAACCGCGCAAGUAACGGUGGUGAUAAUAGUGGUGGUAGUGGCCGCGGUAACGACGGUGGUAGCGGCGGUGGUAACAAUGGUAGUAAUAAUGGUGGUAACGGUGCUGGUAAUAGGGGUGAAUUCGCUGAUAGUGAUGGUGGUUACAGCGGUAGUAUUAAUCGCGGUUCCGGUCGCGGUUUUGGCGGAGGUUUUGAAAGUGGUAAUGGCGGUGGUUUUAGCAGCAAAAUUCAAGCUGGAAAUGGCGGCAGUAAUGGUAACGGUGGUAGUAAUAGCGAUGGAGACAAUAAUAGUAACGGCGGCAGUAAUGGCGGGGAUAACAAUAGUAGUACCGGUGAUAGUAAUGACAGAGGAAAUGGCAGUGGUAAUGAUGGCGGUAACGGCGGCAGUAAUGGCAGCAGUAACGGCGAAGAUGGCAGCCGUAGUAAUAGCGGUGGUUAUGGCAGUGGUAACGUUGGAGGUAACGGUGGGGGUAACGGAAAUGUUCAUGGGGGUGGUAAUGGUGGGGUCAACAGUAAGGGUAAUGGCGGUGGUAACAAAAUAGGUUUGGGCGCUGGAAAUAGUAAAGUUUUUGGUACUGGUAACGGUGGUGUUUACGGCGCUGGAGGCGGCGGUGAUUUUGGCGCUGGUAGGGGCAAUGGUUAUGUCAACAGUAAGGGUAAUGGCGGUGGUAACAAAAUAGGUAGUUUGGGUGCUGGAAAUAGUGGAGUUUUUGGUACUGGUAACGGUGGUGUUUACGGCGCUGUAGGCGGCGGUGAUUUUGGCGCUGGUUAUGACCCUCGUAGGAACGGCGGUUAUGGUUAUGAUUAUGCUGAUUAUACGGUAGGCAGCAGGUGGUUUAAAAACUUUAGAAAUAUAGGAAACGGAAAUGGGAAUUACAAUAAAGUAUUUAUGAAUACCGGAGGGUGUCCCACUGGAAACUGCGAGAACAAAGAGAAUAACAUUGGGAAUGGUCAAAACAAUUACAACGAAGUAUAUUUAAGUAGAUAA
Bicyclus anynana (squinting bush brown) is the source of this 1452-nucleotide messenger RNA. RefSeq lists its product as uncharacterized. The transcript has 2 exons. NCBI's taxonomy places the organism in Eukaryota, Metazoa, Arthropoda, Insecta, Lepidoptera, Nymphalidae. The record is from RefSeq and is a predicted model, not a curated record. Bases 1 to 1452 code for a protein of 483 amino acids.